Caenorhabditis bovis is the source of this 1080-nucleotide messenger RNA. The record is from the annotation of a GenBank genome assembly. NCBI's taxonomy places the organism in Eukaryota, Metazoa, Nematoda, Chromadorea, Rhabditida, Rhabditidae.
AUGGAAUUCGAAAUGAGUUCCAUCUUCAAGAUGGUCGAUAAUCAAACCACCAUCACCUCUGAAAUCAUCACUAUAAUUUCUGAAAUGGAUCCAGUCUACAUCUCAAUAUUCAUUGCCUUUUCGCUGAUAUCUCUAUUCGCUUCAAUCUAUUUCAAUGGUCUGCUGUUCAUUAUGAUCUACAAGCUUAUUCGCCUUCAAUUCCAAAUUAAACUCCAACGAGCCUUCCCUUAUUUGGCAUUCACUUUGAAGUAUUCCAACUACUAUCCAGUGCUAUUCCUUAUAAUCCUUCUGAAUAUUCUAUACGUUGCUGCGAAUGGUUCAAUAGUUGUUCCGGCCCUUCUGGAUUGUAGGCCUACUCAAUUCUACAUUCCGAUUCUUAUUGUAACCGCCGCUUCCUAUCCAGCCAUUGCCUGCAUUCUCGACUUCAUUCUAUGCGUCCAUCGAUUCUCGCUGAUCUUCCUGGAUGCCGAAUCAUUGCCAUUCCGCAUCCGACUCAUCGAGCCAUUGAUCCUUCUAAUCAGCUCGCCAUUACUAUGCCAAAUGAUCGCAUUAUCAUCAAUCUAUGCGGCGAAUCAACUUGGAUACCAAGUUGGCACUAUUUUCAAAUAUCGAACGCUCUUCGAUUUUUUCGCCACCGAACUCUUCCUAAUCGUCGUCUUCAAUGGAAUAUCACUUGGCGUUUAUUUGGUGAUUUUGGCGAGGGUGGCCCGCCAAUUUUGGAAGUUUGGAAGGACGAACGACUUCACGGCGAUCAAGCAAGCGAUUCCGGUCUCCGGCAUUCAAUUUAUUGCCAAUAUUCUAAUGUUUUUUAUGUAUAAUCAAUCCAUCGAAAAUCCGUGGAACUUUGGAAAAAUCAUAAUGAUCAAAUAUGUGAUCACCCAGAUUCUCUGCGUCGUCAUCCCAAUCGCAAUUCUUCGCGGCAAUUCCCAUCUUUGGCAAAAAUUCAAACGUUCAGGAAUCUGCUGCCGACGAAGGACCAUUCAAAUCAGUCCGAUAAUUGGCAAUGAUCAAGUAAUUUAUAUAAUUAGCGCACAGCGUGAUAAUUUGUCUUGGAGCAGUUUCGCGCAAGCCCCUAAUUAA